UCGGCAACUGUUGCGUGUUUCACGGAGCAGUAACGUGGUUUUGCAAAGCUUGAUUGUUCAAGUGUUUGUAGAACGAGUCUACACAACGCAGGAGCUUUUCGAAAUGAAGUGUUUUUGACACACAAUCAGGAGCAGCAGUGUCAUUUAAGGGUAGCCUCACUAGUCUGUAGACUACUAAAGCUACGGAAUAUGUGUUUCACAUACAACGCUCUCCGCUAAGAAGACGAUUCAAAAAACACUUUUACCCACCAAUUUUUUGUUUUAUUCUAUGCCAUGGCGAGUGACUGUUUAUCCCUGCUGCCUUCUGUCUGUGAAGUCCUAGCUAAUCCUAAACUUCUGCUGCCUGAUGAUACCUCUUUGGAGAAGCUUCUGGACUGGUUCAGAGAGUUGAUGAGUCAAAGUUAUGGCAAGCAUAUUAUCCGGCAUCAACCAUCUCUCUUGCAGUUCUUACUUAGUGUGACAACGUCUGAAGCAAUAGAUCCCACUGUCUUUUCAUUCGCCCUUAAACUCACUGGGCUUCUGGCAUCUAAAGAGGACAGUUUCAACUUACUAGAGGAGAGAGGAAUGUUACUGUAUAUGUUUGAGCCAGAUAACUGGCAUAAACUAAACCUUUGGAAAAAUGCCUCCGUACGUUGUGGGUGGCUGCAAGGACUGUGGAACAUGCUGCAACACCAACAAGCCAUGGACUUUUUCUGUAAGAGAGAGCUUGUUAAGCUGGUCCUGUAUCUUCAAAAUGACGAAAGCCUCUUCAUUGCCUCUUUGACCAAUCAAGUUUUAGCACACUUUUUAAAUUCCACUGUGUUAAGCAACAAUUUUGAGAGUGUGGCACAAAGCUCUCCUGUCAGCACUGACUGGGCCUCAGUUACGACAGAAGUAAUGAUCCAUGUGGCGAAGUCAUUAGCCUCAGAGGAACAGGCUGUUGUCCUCUCAGGCUUAAGGCUGCUUGCCGUAGUUCUUGCCCAAUGCAGUGAACCUCUGAAGGAAAUGCUGUGGACACAUGUUCUGGAACCUCUGGAGGUACUAGCAAACCUGCAGGAGUGCUCAUUAACUCAGCAUAUCAUGGCAGUUCUUCAAGUUUCUGCAAGGAGUCCUCUUUUCAUCAAACCAGAGUGUAGAGUGGAGGCACUGAUGGAAACCAUGUUGUGUUCAAGAAAUACAAACACAUCUGUGCAGUGUGCGGCGCUAAUCCUACAACUAGAGAACUGCCCUGAGACUUUAGAAAGGAAAGCAAUAGAUGUCCUCCUCCAUCCUCUGCUGUUUGUCACUUCAUGCUCUCUUCAGCCUCAUGGACCAGAUUAUGAUUCACUCUUGGAGGAACAACUAACGCAGAGAAUAUCCUGUGUCCCCCUGAUUACUCAAAGUCUGUCCAGCAUAGCAGAUCUUGUGUGCAAGAGACCCUUGGAUGAUAUUCCUGUUCGACUGAUCACUUUGUCUGUGAUAUCACUUCUGAGGAUAUGCCUUGGUCAUCACCCCACCACUUUACAAAAAGCUGGGAUCUAUUCUCAUCUUAUUGGCUGCUGCAAGAUACAGAGGUGCAGUCUGGAUGUGUUGGGAAGCCUUGCUGCCUGUAAAGAGAACGUGGACACAAUUCAUGAGGCGCUUGCAGUUCUUCUGCUGUAUCUGCAGUGUCCUGAUGUGCAUGCCACAGUCUUGAAGAAGGCACAUCAAGCCACUCUUAAAUGGUUUAGCUUAUGUUCACCUUCCACUGAUUUAUGGAAGAAUGUCCAUCAUGACCUCUUCCCUUUAUUGAAAAAGCAUGUGUGUGAUGGACGAUGGGAAGUGAGAGAUUCCACUCUCGAAUUUAUUAUGCAGCUCACCGCUACACUCAAAGGCAAUAGUAAAUAUGCUGAAGCUCUCCAUGAUUGUGGCAUGGUCUCAGUGCUGUUCACAUCAUUGUCAGAUGUAGAGGGCUAUGUCCGAGCAAGUGCAGUGGCUGCUCUAGGGGAGGCAUUAACUACAACUGACCUGCAACUCUCUACUAGCCUGCAGGAGGAAGCUGUUAAACAUCUGAUGACCAUUCUCACUGAAGACACUGACAGCUUCCCCCGUCGUGCUGUAGUGAAGGUCUUCACAUCAUGGCUGAAAAGCACCCUUGUUUUUACUGCAUUAGACCACACUCUGAGUUCAGUAUUGUCACUGGGUAGCAACGACUUUGACUGGGAGGUGAAACUUCAUACCCUGGAGAUAGCAGAUGUGUUGAUGGAUUCCUUAUUAAAUCGCUGUCCAUAUUCCGUCCAUACCUUCCAGUCUUCUGAAAGGACAUGCAUAAAGCAAGCACUAAACAAGCUGAUGGUUUUAGGGCUGUUUGAUUUGCUGUUAAAAUGCUUAUUUGAAUGUGACAGACCUGUCUCUGAGAAAGCCUGUGCACUCUUGCUGAAGCUCAGAACAUUUAUGAGGGAGACCUUCAGUGCUGGCCAUAGUGAUCUUACCCUUGAAAUAAGCAGGUGUAGUUGGGGUGAGGAAAUGCUUCAAAGAUGCUAUAAGAAACAACAGGCAGAUGAGUCUAAUUGUGUGAAAAAUGGAGAUCAAGAUGCAGAUCCUGACUUGCCAAAAAAGGUGGGUCUUUUUGAGUUAUUAGAAUUAUUAGAUCUUGAAGACAUGCAGUAUAUUUUAUCACUUAGUAGUGAUCAUGUGAUCAAUUCACCUCAAUCUGUAAUGGAAGACAUUCUGUUUGUAGCACAGCAGAGUGAAGAAAAUGUGGUAGACUGCUAUUAAGGAUGUGCAUUUAAUAUUAAAGGGCAUGUCAUUGGUCAGGAAAUGGGGCAUGCGUGAAGCUGUUUGCACAGGGCAUUUCAAAAGUUUUAGAAAAGCAAAAGAUAGAAGAGAGGAUACACUUAUAUAUCAGGUUGAUAAUAGUACUAAUAUUGCACUUUUGAAGCGCAACAGCUAUGGUGAAGAUGUACGUGCAAUGUACAGUUGUUACCUGAUCUGAUUCUGAAAAUGUUCAUACUACAUCAUGACUUUUACUAACUGCCAAAACUAGGUAACAUAAGACUAGAAAUUUUAACUUCAUUUGUGCUUGAUGAUGCUGGUGCUCAUUCUGUAUAAAAUUGGCCUGAAAAUGUAGUCCUUUUUGACAACUUUCCUGAGAACAGAACUGGAUAUUUUCUUGGAUUUCUGCCAUUUUUGUAAUUUCAGUGUUUUGUUUUGUGUGUGUGUGUGUGUGAGAGAGUGAGAGAGAAAUGGAUGUAUUGGCACAUUGGCAAUGGUUAAUAUGCCAGUAAAAUUGUUCCAAAGUGUUGAGCUUAAAAAUGAGAAAAUAAAUAGCAAAAAAUAGAACAUUGA
Molecule: messenger RNA, 3285 nt
Organism: Colossoma macropomum (tambaqui)
Lineage: Eukaryota; Metazoa; Chordata; Actinopteri; Characiformes; Serrasalmidae
Gene: brat1
Product: BRCA1-associated ATM activator 1
Exons: 14
Coding region: 274-2715 (813 amino acids)
Biological process (GO): positive regulation of protein phosphorylation; DNA damage response; cell population proliferation
Cellular component (GO): nucleus
Source: RefSeq, a predicted model, not a curated record